CGUCUCAUUCUCCCUUUUGCAGUACCCCCCGAGCGGGUCGUAAUCCGGGACCAGCAGGGCACGGAACGCACCACCGUGGCCGGCCCGUACUCCGAGGGCGACGUCGUUCGGUUGCGCUGUGACGUGUACGGUGGACGGCCCCUGCCGACGGUCAGCUGGUACCGCGACGGGGCACCCCUGGUGGCGGAGACCAAGUUUGUGUCCACCGGGAAGCACCUCCGCAGCGAAAUCGUCCUCGGACCGCUGACCCGGCAGGACCUGCACUCGAAGCUGGUCUGCAAGGCGAACAACCACGUCCGGGCCAGCCCCGUCGAGCAGUCCGUCCAGAUCGAUAUGAACUUCGCUCCCCUCAACAUAAGACUGAUUGGUGCGCACCAGCCGCUGUCCGCGGGCCACCGGUACGAUCUGCUGUGCCAAAGUGCGGGUUCACGACCUGCCGCUUCCAUCACCUGGUUCCUGGACGGAAUUCGGCUGGACAAGAGCAAAGAGACGACAUCAGCGGACGGCAACCAGACAACGAGCACGCUGUCGAUAAGUCUCAACCGGACCGACGCCGGCAAGUACCUGUCCUGCAAGGCGUACAAUACGUACGUGCCGUCCGAUGCCCUCGAGGACGGCUGGCAGCUCGACAUUCAGUAUGUUCCCGACGCCCAGGUCCGGCUCGGCAGCUCGCUCGAUCCGGACUCGAUCCGCGAGGGCACCGACGUCUACUUCGACUGCAUCGUGACGGCCCAUCCCGGCGUGUACAAGGUCGAAUGGAAGCACAACAACAAAACACUGCCGCACAACAUAUCGCAGGGCGUCAUCAUCAGCAACCAGUCGCUGGUGUUGCAGGGCGUCUCGAGGACCACGGCCGGCAACUACAGCUGCGUCGGGUUCAACGCCGAGGGAGAGGGGGCGAGUCCGGUUUUUCCGCUGAAUGUCAUGUACGCCCCCACGUGUGCCCCGAACCAGCAGCGGGUGUACGGCGUGGCCAAGCAGGAGAACGCCGAGAUCCGGUGCGUGGUGGACGCGAACCCGCCGGACGUGGAGUUCAAGUGGACCUUCAACAACUCGGCCGAAAGCAUCGACGUGCAGGCGAGCCACAUCUCGCGGCUAGGAACCUCGUCGGUGGUUUCGUACACGCCGAUGACGGAACUGGACUACGGCACGCUGCUCUGCGUGGCCACGAACCGGAUCGGCAAGCAGCGGCAGGCCUGCGUGUUCCACAUCAUCGCCGCAGGUCGCCCGGACCAGGUCCACAACUGCUCGCUGGCGAACGUGUCGAUGACGUCGCUGAACGUGCGCUGCUACGAGGGCUUCAACGGCGGGCUGGCGCAGAGCUUCUUCCUCGAGCUGCGGGACACCCACACGCAGGAGGUGCGGUUCAACAACACGGCCCCCAUCCCGCGCUUUGCCGUGCCCAAUUUGCACCCCAGCGCCAUCUACCAGCUGUCGGUGUACGCGUUCAACUCCAAGGGCAAAUCCGAACCGUACGUGAUGUCGGCGGCCACGCUCCGGCUGCCCGAGAAGCAGAUGAACUCGGAGAAAACGGAACGUCCCCGGUCGCCGCUCCCGCUCACCCCGACCCUCUCGAUCGCGAUCGGGCUGGGGGCGGCCAUCCUGAUCGGGUCGUGUGCCAUCGUGCUGGCGUUCAAGUUCCCGUGCGGUGGGGCCACCCGGCGGCGCAACAAGGAAACGGGCCACCACAACCACCAGAGCACCACCGUGCGGACGUCGUCGCCGGGUCCGAGCGACAAGAGCGUCGCCAGCAAGGAGUACGACGGCAACGAGAGCGACGAGAAGAACCCGGACGUGAUCCCGGACACGAUCGACUCGGACGAUCAGAUGGAGUACAUCCGUCGCCGCCAGCACAUAUCCACCAUCGACACGAGCAGCCCGAGCCGGCUGCUGCUGACCACGACCUCGGCGGUCGCGUCCCAGGCCCAGCAGCAAAACUUCAUGGGCUCGACCAUGACCCUCGGGGGCAACCACGCGAGCCUCGGCUAUUGCACGCUGCGAAACGGCGGCGGGAUGGGCCUCGGCCCCCAGAACCAGGUGGUCACCAACGUGUCGAUGGCCCACGGCGUCGGUCCCAGUGCGUUCACCUCGUCCACGUGCACCCUGCCGCGACAUCCAGCGGCGGCCGGGUUGAGCCUCGGAGGGCCGGGCGUUUCGAUGGCCCCGCACCAUUGGCCCUCGUACGGGGGGACGAUCGCGGGGGUGCGCAACUUGACGGCCAUCUCGGUGACGAGCAGUCAACACACGAUUCCACCGCCACCGCCCUCCACGAUCGCCAUGCAACAUCUCGGCGGGGCGGGGACGCUGCCACGGGGAGGCGGUGCCGGGGCCAGCUUCCUUGACCACCACCAGCAGCAGCACCAACAGCACCAGCACCAACAGCAGCAGCCGCGGUCACGGGUCUGUCUGGCCGAGGAGGACGUGUCCGCCGAUACGCCCCUCAUGGUCAAGCGCGAGUCGACCGUAUGACUAUAGGAGUCUCACAGGGUCGGUGAUACGGCCCUGUGAGGUUCCGCCAGCCACCACCGGGAGGAGGAGGACGAGGAGGAGCAGGCGGAGGACGAGGCAAGACUUUAAUACACACACACUCACACACAUUCACUCUCACACAAUAAUUAGACGCGCGUUGUUACUUGUUCACAAAUUACGGUGGAAGAACUUGACAAGAUAUUUUUUUCGUUCCAAAGCAAGUCUCUCGCCCAUGUUCGAUGUCUAAGCGUCAAUGAGAAGAAGAAGAAAAGUAAGAGGAAAAACACGUGUUUUUACCAAAUUAUAUCAUUUUGUGAUAUGAACGCUGUGAAGUACUGAAGAAAAAACCAAGUCGAAAAUCGAUGCUCAAUUUUGAGUGCACGUUUGAUUUCCUUUGAGGAAGGAUGUCGAAAGUCGUUGAUUCGAUUUUUUGUUUUAACAAAAAAACAAAAAUCUUUGUAUAACAUGUAACUAAGUUAUGUCUUUUUUUUCGGCAAAGGUAGUUCAAGACUGAUUUAAAUUUUCCUGAAAAAUGUUCAAAUUGAAAACGGGCUUAAAUUUGCACCAGUCUAUGAAUUACCAAAGCAAAGUUAAGGUUGCUGUAAAUAUUGAUCAAUUUCACCUUUUUACCUUUUUUUCUGUGUACAUAUUAAAACUACAAAUCAAGACCCCAACGGCUAAGAAGAAAGAAAACUCGACGUGGACGAGCUUAUUUAGCACACUCUCGAAAUUUCAAAAUCCACGAAUCAACCAAUCUAGCUGAUUUCUGAAAAAGUUAGUUGAAAAAUUUUGCAAACAAAGUUUAAUUUUUGAGUUUAACGAAAAAAAAAAACUGGCGAAACGAGUUCCGAUGAUUCAAACUUCACAACAAGAAGCAAUUAUUGCUUCGAACUUGGUGAAAGGAAAACCAGUUGAUUACGGAAAGUGGUUUGAAGGUAUUACACAGCUAAA
This is a messenger RNA of Culex pipiens pallens (northern house mosquito), 3420 nucleotides long. Its product is annotated as neural cell adhesion molecule 1-like. The record is from RefSeq and is a predicted model, not a curated record. The annotation marks the transcript as partial. Lineage: Eukaryota; Metazoa; Arthropoda; Insecta; Diptera; Culicidae. Gene Ontology annotation, molecular function: protein binding. The transcript has 10 exons.